UCUUCCUGAGUACUUCCUGUUUCAAAGUCCGGCUGAUAACUGUAAACAGUGGAGAUGUUGUUGUGCAAAAGCUUUAUAAAUCACUGUUUAUUUAUUUCACCUUGUUGUGAGAGAGUUUGAGCAACAGACAGAAAGACAGAUAUGCAGCCGUCUGCGGAGUCUCUGAUCCGGCUGCUGGAGUCAUACAGAGGGAGAGAUAAAGUUAUCAGGACAGCCUGUUAUGGCUCGCAGCUGGUUGGAGGAUAUCUGUCCCGGAGAGCAGAGGCUGGCGAUUCAUCCCACCGGCUUGGGAAACGUCUACUGCUGUUCUCUGCGCAACUCAGCCACUGCCGCACGGUGCUGAGGCUGUUUGAUGAUCUGUCCAUGCUGGCCUACUCCCAGAGCUAUGGGUUCGGAGGAAAGGAGGAGGAUGAAUGCAUCCGCUGGUUAUCGGUGCUAAACAACGUGGCCGACCAGCUGUACUACCCCUGUGAACACAUCGCCUGGGCUGCUGAUGCUGAGCUGAUCAGAGUGAAGUCUGAUAAGUGGUGGUUGCUCAGCACAGUGCUUUGGGGAACCUCGCUGCUGCUGGGAAUACUCAGAUCGCUUCGAGUUUUGAUGCUACUGAAGGAGAAGUUGAAGAGAUGUGAGAGGGAUGAGGGAGACAACAGCAGUUGCUCUCAGCUCCACAGACACAUGCGAGGGGAGAUUCUCACCAUCCUCAGCAGCACGGCUGACCUCAGUAAUGCCGUUCAUUGGAUGCCGCCUGGUUUCCUGUGGGCGGGACAAUUCCCCCCCUGGCUGGUGGGGCUGAUGGGCACUAUCUCAUCUGUGGUUGGUUUGAUCCAGAUGAACGCCGGAGACGGCCAGGAGACAGAGAGUACAUAGUACUAACCUCACUGUGAGGAACAGAUGACUGAAUGAAUGAUGUGAACUGAUGUAAAAUCAAGUAGUGAAAGAAUGUAUAAGAGAUCUUUAUCUUUGUGAUCAGUAUCUACUCAGAAUAUAAUAAGUAGUAGAUAAGGAGACUUUUUGCAAUCGUCAGUCCAAUAAUCAAGUGCUUCAUCAGCAUUGUGAUUGAAAGCAUCUUUUAUAAAGUAUCAGAAAUGAAUGAAUCAAUUAAAUGUUAAAUGUAUGUUAGUUGUUGCAUAUCUAUGUAUUUACAUUUUCAGACAGCAGUAUUCAGAUCCUAGAUGACAAUGAGUUCUUAAUGACGUUAGGGUUAAUAGGAGGCAACUACAUGGUGUAAAUGGACUUCAGCACAUCUGACCUCCUAUUAUCUCCUACGUACUGGGAUGAUAAUAGAUACAUAAUAUAGAAAAAUAAUAAAGCUAUGGUGAUUUUGGAUACAGUAAAACUUUAGAAAGACUGGUAAAUUGUUGCCUUAGUUAAAUAUACACUCCUUAGAAGUAAUUUUCAAGCAUACAUUGAUGAAUAAAUCAUCUGACCUUUUUUGUGUUUUUCAUGAGCUGGCAACUGGGAAAACUCAAGUAAAAAUGAUAUUCCUGUUUAAAAACCAACUGCACUGCAGUACAGCAACUUAUUUCACUGAUACAUUCCUCAGGUGUGGACAUUAGCUUUCUUUUUUUAAAUAAUAAGUGGCCUACAGACAACAAUGAUGCAGAUUUAUACUGAAAUGAGAAAAUGUUCAAAGUGUACAAACGCAGCUUAAUAUGUAAAUUGAAUUAUGCGUACAGUUAUUAAAGAUUUUGAUUAUG
This is a messenger RNA of Eleginops maclovinus (Patagonian blennie), 1697 nucleotides long. It is a transcript of the gene pex11g, whose product is annotated as peroxisomal biogenesis factor 11 gamma. Gene Ontology annotation, biological process: peroxisome fission. NCBI's taxonomy places the organism in Eukaryota, Metazoa, Chordata, Actinopteri, Perciformes, Eleginopidae. The transcript is spliced from 5 exons. Gene Ontology annotation, cellular component: peroxisomal membrane. The coding region runs from base 142 to 867 and encodes 241 amino acids. The record is from RefSeq and is a predicted model, not a curated record.